Molecule: messenger RNA, 492 nt
Organism: Entamoeba invadens IP1
Lineage: Eukaryota; Evosea; Mastigamoebida; Endamoebidae
Exons: 1
Coding region: 1-492 (163 amino acids)
Source: RefSeq, a predicted model, not a curated record
AUGAUUUGUAAGCAGAUUGAUAGCAUGGUUCACACAUUUUAUACAAACAAUAAGAAUGAAGCUCCUUUCGAAAGAACAUUAAAAGAAAACGUUCAAAAAUUAGUUGAAACUGAUGAAAUAGACGACUUGGAUUUGUUUCCUUAUUACAACUCAAUCCGAGAGGAAAUUGAAUUCAAUUUACUCUUUACUUUAGAAAAGAGAAAACAACUCUUCCAACUUUCCAAAUUAAUGGACAACGAAAUUGAUGUAGAGGGAAUUAAAAAAGCGAUUGGUCAAGUUAAUGAAUUAAAGCAGAAAAACAAAGAAUUUGAAAAAUCGCUUCAAGACGAAAAAGAACAGAAAAAUCAAAUUCUUAAAGAAAACGAGACUUUAAAAACAGCGUUGACUACAACGAAAAAUGAAAACACAGAAUUGAAAACUCUUUUGCAAGAAAUGCCCGUGGGUGAACCAGAAAAUUUGCAACAAAUAUCUCUCGAUGGCGAAAUUUCAUAA